Molecule: messenger RNA, 3144 nt
Organism: Patiria miniata (bat star)
Lineage: Eukaryota; Metazoa; Echinodermata; Asteroidea; Valvatida; Asterinidae
Product: DNA-binding protein inhibitor ID-2-like
Exons: 3
Coding region: 566-1132 (188 amino acids)
Biological process (GO): negative regulation of transcription by RNA polymerase II; circadian regulation of gene expression; cell differentiation
Cellular component (GO): cytoplasm; nucleus
Molecular function (GO): transcription regulator activity; protein dimerization activity
Source: RefSeq, a predicted model, not a curated record
CCAACACCGGGCCCCCAAACAGCUAAAUCUUUUCGAAGGGGAUCAGAACCUUACCCCUACAAACCCUCCAGAGGUGCAGGAUCGGGUUUAGGGGCUUAUUUCUCCGAGUGAAAACGGAGAGAUUUCGGAGUUGUGUGCAGCUGUGGACAUUUAAAAGGGGCGGGUUGAUGUCUCGGGGUCGACAAAGUCAGCGCCGACUGUGAUAUGCCGCGGGAUAAGGGUGAUUGACAGCUGGGGGCGUCAUACUGACCGCUGAUUGGUCCAACGCGCGUCACUGCUGUCACGCUGCUCAUAAAAUUCCCACAGUGUGCGUUCCAUAAUUAAUCAGGAGGGAGCUCGUUCAUUGGUCCACUCCGGCUGUGCUGCAUACUUUAGACCCCGCGUCAGAGCUGUGUACCCAGCUGACGUGAAAAAAUUGUGUUGUCGCUGAUACUCCGUUCAUAUCAAACGCGAACUUGCGGACGGUACAUCGUACAUGCACAUCAGUUCUCUUCGAGUCACAGCAUCCAUCUUGUAAUUCUCCGACCUCUCAGCCCGAGGAAUUUAUACUCCUUCAACUUUCAAGAUGAAGAACACACUUGCCGGUCAGAAUUUAGCUCAGUCCUCCCACUCCUUAGCGUCGCAAUCUCAUCUCGCGAUGCACAGAACUCGUCCCACUGAGGAGAGUAUAAUGUCGCAUCAUCACGCGGCAGGAGGAUCAGGAGUGCAUCCCAAGAAAGCCACAACAUCCUCCUCCAAGAGUCGCGCCUUCAACUACACGAUGCACGACUGCUACGAGAGACUCAAGGAGCUAGUGCCAACCAUCCCCAAGAACAAGAAGAUCACACGGGUGGAGAUCUUACAGCAUGUCAUUGAUUACAUUCAGGACUUGCAGUCGGCUCUGGAAUCACACAACAUCAAUGUCAGGAGGUCCGCGAUGCCUGGUAUGCCUGGUGGCCAGAACAGCAGAACACCCUUCACAUCCCUGACGCCCCAGCAAAACCUCGACAUGUUGAGCGGGUUAGCGGACUUAGAAAACUGCGACUGGCAAAGAACAUUGCUCAAUCUGACGUCAUCGACAAGAGGAACAAAGUUACACCCCUACGAGACGCCCGACAGCUCACCUGAGGCAUUAUCAACGUGUAGUUGCUAGCGAUUUGUCGACACGUGUACAUAAUGCUGUAAAUAUGAAAAAGCUGUACAUAUGUGAGUCGUCUUUAUACGAGAUACCCCUAUGACACUGGCCACACUACGAGGACCUAUCUGUAUACACCGUAGCUCCGGGUGCCGACUGCUACCGUCAACUCGACACUUUAGACGGCAGACGCGUUGCACGGAUCACCGGUGUCACAGUAUCUCUCCUCGGAGGUGUUAAUACCUGUACAUGUAGUAACACUGCGCGAGAGAUCAGCGCUGGCACCUGUUUAUGCAUUAUUCAGGCGUAUAUCACUCAGUCACGAGAAGGUGGCAGCACGUCUGAUGACACGCUUAUACAUAAAUUCAUAUCGUGGGUGAACCAUGGUGCUUACUGCAUACAGUUCAGUACUCUUUGGUUAGAACUAGAGGAAUUUUUAAACAGCCUUUGAGAACAAAAUACUACAUUUACCCCCGAACAUUUAUUCAUUGAAAACCAAUUCAUUGACUUUUUCGAUUUUAACAUUGGGACUUGAAGAGUUGUGUCAAUUGUUUUUCUGUGUUUUUUUUGGGAUGGAACAUAGUUCCAAAAUAAAAUGGAAAAAAAAAGAUGAAUUUUGAGGAACGAUAACAUCAAGUCACACAAUAAACAUUACCAAAAGAUUAUUGGAAUUGAAACACUAGGCUUGUUAUUAAAGUUCGCACCCAAUUAUUCUAAUAAAGGUUAUUCCAAAAUAAAUCAAAUAUUUGUGAUUAUCCGGCUUUGUAUCUUAAGAAGAUAAGACUAAAUUCCAAUUUAUUUCAUAGGUGGCUUUUAAGCACUGGAGUCACUACAACAAUAAAGAUUGAGUACUCAUAUAUGGUAUUACUUGUGUCAAUUAAAUUGACAUUAUUACAGAGAUGUUGAAUGUUAGCGAUAUAUUUUGUAAUGUACGUCAUUCAUGUGUUGUUGAAACUUGCCACGAUAUAGCUUUGAUUGCAACCUUGCACAUUUCUUUGUAAACACACAAAUUGUCUUGGCUGUUACUAUGUUAUUUGUCUUUUUGAGGUCAAACGGUGUUAAACGGGGGCAAUGUUCGAUGUAAAAAAAAAAGAAGAAAACCUUGGUGGGGUCAUCCACGCUGAAAAUGUCUCAUUGUUGCUCGAGAAACUGUCCUUGUAAGACGAACAAUCGCUGGGUUUCUAUUUAACAGAGCCGAAUGAUAGUCUUUGUCCCUUCUUUACAUUACAGUGCUUCCCCGUCGGGUGUUAAACCUUCUGAUUUUUGUGACAACUUCCAGACCCUUUUCUGUGGUCAUUAUGGAAAUGGAUGAGUAGGUGACCAGCAGAAACCUGUGAAAUCAAGCUGUGACCGAGAACAUGAAUUUAUUCAUGAAAUCUAAUCAAAUCCGUAAGCCGUGCGCCAGUACGGAACCUUCCAAAAGUAAUUAACUUCGUCCGCAAGAAAACCAACCCGCAUAUUUCUCUUAUACUCCUUGUGAAGUACCCUUACAUUUUGUCCUGGUUCUGUCUUUCAGUAAAGCGCCAGAAAAUGAAAGGAAAGUUCAGAAAAAAAUGCUAACUAACAAUACGUCCUACCAGGUUUUGUUAUCGUUACCCGAUAUUUGACCAGCUUUUUAUAACUGUCCGUUACUACAAUAUACAUGUACCUUUGAAGAAUGGAAGAUUUCUAAAACAAUAUAUAAUAUAUUUAUACAUGCUUAAAAUCUCGUCAAACCUUGUUAACACCUUGACUUUCUUUGGUUACAUUAUACAAUUGUAAUGAGUACUUGCUCGUGUUGAAGACAUUUACGUUUUGGGACCAUUACAUUUAGAAUUUUAAACAAAUGUUCUAUGUUUUGUAUCAGAGAUUGAAUUGUGGUUCAUGCGAACCGUUUGAACAAUGUGAAGUUGCAUUGAAAUAAUGUGGCUCUCCAAUGUCAUAUAAAUAUUACGGACAUUCGGCUCAUUCUUUAUCUUGAUAUGUUAUGUCUACAUGUACAUGUAUAUAAUGAUUGUUAUAAAAGAAUAAAAAACACUCGAAGAAUUUAA